AUGCCGUUCCACUGAAUAGUUUCCAUCUUUCUUCCCCUAAACCCUGAUUUCACCGUACUUUUUUAGUCCGCUCUCUACCAGACCCGCCGAGGUAACUCAGACACUACAGUAACACUGGACUCGGUCCUUGGAAAGCCAUGAAAUCUGUACUGAUUGCUCGCAGAUUCUCUAGGUUCUUCAAGUCUCCGAUUUUUCUCAACUCUGACCGGUUUCUCCCUCCUAAUGUUCAAAUCUCCGAAUCUUUGUGUACUUCUCUUCAAUGGCGGAAGAACAGCACUUUCUGUGCUCAGAUACCGUUAUUUUCUGGCACUCAUUCAGAGGUAGAACAACGUGCAUUGUCAAAGAGGACGCUGCCACGAGCAAAUUUUUCAUCAAUUGCAAGUAUUGUUGAAAGCAGUCCCACAGAGGCUGUGAAGGAGCUCUAUGAUCAAAUUAUCCAAUCCGUCGUUGUUAAACGAACGAUGUCUCCAAAUGCUUGGUUAUGGUCUUUGUUAGAAAAUUGUAAAAACCAUGAUGAUAUCAAGCUUCUGUUUGAUGCUUUGGAAAACCUCCGGCGAUUUAGACAGUCAAAUCUUAGAAUUCCUGAUAAUUUUAAUGAUAACCUCUGCCGAGAAGUUACCAAGACAUGUGCACGUGUGGGGGCCCUUGACUUUGGCAAGAAAGCCUUGUGGAAGCAUAAUGUACAUGGAUUAACUCCUAGUAUUGGAUCAGCCCACCAGUUACUGCUACAUGCCAAGGAGCACAACGAUGAUAAACUUAUGGUCGAAAUAAUGAAACUUCUAAAGAAGAAUGACUUACCAUUACAACCUGGUACAGCAGAUAUUGUUUUUAGCAUUUGUUACAACACUGAUAAUUGGUCAUUGAUGACUAAGUAUUCAAAAAAGUUUGUCAAGGCUGGAGUCAAGCUACGGCAAACCUCUUUUGAUGUGUUGAUGGAAUUUGCUUCUAAAAUAGGAGAUGUUGAAUCACUAUGGAUAAUUGAGAAAUUGAGAUCUGAGUCUAUGAAGCAGCACACUCUUUCAACCGGCUUUUCAUGGGCUAAGGGGCUUCUUUUAGAACGCAAGCCAGAGGCUGCUGCUACCAUCAUUCAAGUCCUAAACCAGGAUCUAUCUGAGGCAAAAAAGUCAAGUAUCAUGGUUGAACUACAAAAGCUGGUAAGUGAGUGGCCCGUGGAGGUUAUCAAGCGCCAAAGGGAAGAGAACAAGAAGGAAUUAGCUAAGUCUUUGCAAACUGAUAUUCCUGCCAUGUUCAAUGUGCUCGUAAACAUGGGAUUAAAAGCAAGUGUAAACAUGGAAGACCUCACUGGCAAAGGAGGUAUUCCUAGUUAGAGCUCCUGAGGCAGAUCAUGAUUAAAACUUUCUUCAUUGUUCAUUCAUAGAACAGACAUACACACUAGGUGUACCAUCCCCCAUCAGUCUCCUCCAAGCAUAACAAAUUGUUCUUCAUUACCCUUUUGGAUGUAAUACAUUCCAUUCAGCAAAUUUUGGUUUUGCCUUCUAAUUUUUUAUACGUCCACACUGUACAAAUCUGCGUGUAUAGUGGAGGGGUUAAUGGGGGAAUAAUAAUAGACCCUAAUUGUCAUUUUGGUUGGUUUGCCAUUUAGACGUGAACUGAAAUGAAGAUUGAUUUGGGAUUUGAGUUAAAA
Humulus lupulus (European hop) is the source of this 1645-nucleotide messenger RNA. RefSeq lists its product as uncharacterized. The transcript has 11 exons. The coding region runs from base 138 to 1328 and encodes 396 amino acids. The record is from RefSeq and is a predicted model, not a curated record. NCBI's taxonomy places the organism in Eukaryota, Viridiplantae, Streptophyta, Magnoliopsida, Rosales, Cannabaceae.